AGCAGUGCGGGAAUCCAGCCUAUCGCGUGUGCACACUGAAUGCGAUGGUCCUGGUUAGAGUCCUGCUUCACGAGGGACACUUUUACACUGUUCCAAGCAAGGAAAAGGUUGAUCCCUGAAAUGAAGCAGACCCCGCAGACGCUCGCCGUGGAUUAAAACGGAAACUUUUACGAUGGAGAUGUGAAAGUAGCGCGACAAGCAGCACGCCAACGACCGUCGCCAGCGGACCUUGCACUGCAAAGCAACUCCUUGGAGAUGCACGGUCACUGCUGAAAAAUAUGCUCCAGCCAAGCCACCACCUCAGCCCCGGCGUCAGUCGCGAAUUUCCCGUGUUUUAAGCAGCUUUCUUAGACGUCCGCCUCCGCUCGCUGUUUUGACUGCCUACCCGUGAAGUUCGCCAUCCAGUCUUCUACCCACCUGCAGGAGAGAAUCAUGGCUGGAAAGCUGACUACGGCGCAAGGCACAGGAAUACUGCUAGUGACAGCCAACGUCGGAUCCCUGUUCGAGGAUCCUGAAAAUCUUCAGAAAACAUGGCUGAGGGAGUUUUACCAGACAGUUCAGUCACAUAAGCCUCAUUUCUUAGCUGUGCACUGUCAAGAAGUGGGUGGAAAGAAUUAUGCGGCUUCCAUGUCACACGUGGACAGUUUUGUCAAAGAGCUGUUGUCCAGUGAUGCCAUGAAGGAGUACAGCAGAGCUCGUGUCUACCUCGAUGAAAACUACAAGUCCCAGGAACAUUUCACAGCGCUGGGGAGUUUCUACUUCAUUCAUGAGUCUUUGAAAAACAUCCAGCAGUUUGAUUUCAAAGCAAAGAAAUAUAGGAAGGUGGUUGGGAAGGAAACCUGCUCCGAGACCUUAGAAAGCACACCCUCCCUGGAAAAAGAGAAGUUUCCACAGGACUACUUUCCUGAGUGCAAGUGGUCCAGAAAGGGAUUCAUCAGAACGCGAUGGGCCCUACCUGACUGUUGUUUUGACCUGGUAAACAUCCAUCUUUUCCACGAUGCUUCCAAUCUGGUGGCUUGGGAGAAGAGCCCCUCGGUCUACUCUGGAACCAGACAGAAGGCACUGGGCUACGUUUUAGACAGGAUCACGGACCAGCGAUUUGAAAGGGUGCCAUAUUUCGUCUUUGGGGAUUUUAACUUCAGGUUGGACUCAAAACAAGUUAUUGAGACUCUCUGUUCCACCGCCACCAUGCAGACAGUAAGAACCACGGACACCAAUGAAGUCGACAAGUUAAUAUUUAGAGAAAGUGACAAUGACAGAAAGGUCGUCCUUCAGCUUGAAAAGAAGCUUUUUAGUUAUGUCAACCAAGACGUUUUCCGUGAAAACAAUGGGACCUCGCUUUUAGAGUACGACAAAGAACUGUCAGUGUUCAAGGAUCGACUGCAUGAAUUGGAAAUAUCUUUCCCACCCAGUUACCCGUACAGCGAAGACAGCAGUCAGGGGAAGCAGUACAUGAACACCAGAUGCCCCGCCUGGUGCGACCGAAUCCUUAUGUCUUCAUCUGCCAGAGAUCUUGUCUCCAAGCCAGAAAAUGAGGAGAAGUCUCUACUCUAUGAUAAUAUCGGAGCCAAUGUCUGCAUGGGGGACCACAAGCCUGUCUUCCUGUCCUUCCGAAUAACAGCGGGGGCAGGUAAACGUAAUGCAAAUAAGCACAAGUGUUGUGUGGUGCAGUGAUGUCGUGGAAAUUGUUGCCAAAGGGGGGAGAAUAUAUUCUGUGAAGCGCCUCUGUGAGAACACAAGAAGAGGCACACACACACACACACACACACACACACGCACCCACACCCACACACGUUUGAACACAGCCACAUGCAAACACAUCCACGCACAUACACUUUGCACAGCCGUACACUAAAGAAGAAGAAGCUAUCCAAACUUUUCCAGCAGUGCUGAGCAGCCAUCCUCACAGCUCAUUCAGUUGAAAGCACGUCGUUUUCCCUCUCCAUAAAACACUUGUUGAAAAUGUGGACCGGCACCCGAGGGUGUGAGGGCCCCGCUCCAGACAAGACACACAUCGCUGACCUCACCGUUGCCACGCAACCUCACCAACCCACCCCCACCCCAAGCGCCCCUCAGAAAAAGAAAUAGAAGAGGAUGGACGGAUGGGACCGGCCUAAUUGUUGCCAGAACUCUAAUCGAAAAAAAUCGGUCGUGCUACACAUAAUUGCCUUUUUUUUUUUCCUUUGUCCACACAGUAUGUAAGAAGUUUUUAAGAAAAAAAAAGUGCAAUGCAAAAGACAUAUAUCUAUUUGAAUAAGUUAAUUUGUACGUUGGACAGUAUAACAUUAGGCGUGUUGCUGGUUUUAGUGAUCUUCGUUUCUUCGUUUGAAAUAACUUUUCAGUUUAUUUCAGCCGUCAAUAUAUAAAUAUAACGUGUGUGUGUGUGUGUGUGUGUGUGUGUGUGUGUGUGUGUGUGUGUGUGUGUGUGUGUGUGUGUGUGUGUUUCUGCCCGCUGCCAUACCUGACCACAUCAUUUGAGUCUUGUUUUAUAUACUGUACUUUUUAAAAGAGAGCUAAUUUAUAAUUCUUGUGUUUGGGAGAUCCUUGCAGCCACGGUGACCUUUGAGUAAUGACGAGAAAGUGUCCAGCCACAGUGAUUUAUUCCUCUCCAAGAAUGUUUUAAAGCAGUGCCAUAGACCUUUGCAAAGUGUAUAAGAUUUCAUAUAUAGCACUCUCACGUUAUUGCAUUAUCAUUCUUACUCUAAUUUAUUUCUCCUUAAUAAUAAUAUGAUUCUGAAUGUAAUAUUUUAGGUAUAGCCGUGGAUGUCCUUCUGUCAAUUUUGUUACUGCUGUUAUGGUGCCAAGUACACAGAAAUGAAGUGUGAAAAUGAUCAGGAUAUGUUUCCAAAAAAAAAAAAGAGGAGAGUAACUCUAAAUGCAAGAAAAGACCACGUAAAAGAAUUUGCUUUUAUUUGCAUUCCAUGUAGCCUGCAACAGUCUGUUGUGCAGAAAAAGGAAAAAAGCAUUUCUACGUGACUGGGAAAGGCUGUUUUGUUUUUAUGCUUUGGAUUUAUUACACUACACAUGUUAAGUCUUUAGAUUGAUCCUCUGUGAUUUUUGUUUUCAUUUAAAUCACUGCAAGUGGAAAAUAAUUUCGUGCCUGCUGCAUAAUUUGCGUUUUCUUUCUGUGUGAUUUGAACUGUUAGGCAAACAAGUAGGGACGGAGACAAAAAAAAGCAAAUUCCUGCUCGUUUUUUGUUCCUGCUGCUCAUUGUGAGUUUACUGUAGGGAUAUAAGCCGCAAUUUAACUUCACUCCAUUUUACAGUAUCAAAGCAAAUAGAGAUUUUAUUCCAGCCCCUGUGGAGCGCCUCGUGGCCUGCAGGUGAUGCAGUUGUCAAGCAAUAAACAACAUUAGAGCUCA
Messenger RNA from Hippocampus comes (tiger tail seahorse), 3362 nucleotides. It is a transcript of the gene inpp5a, whose product is annotated as inositol polyphosphate-5-phosphatase A. Lineage: Eukaryota; Metazoa; Chordata; Actinopteri; Syngnathiformes; Syngnathidae. Bases 433 to 1674 code for a protein of 413 amino acids. The record is from RefSeq and is a predicted model, not a curated record. Gene Ontology annotation, molecular function: inositol-polyphosphate 5-phosphatase activity. The transcript has 16 exons. Gene Ontology annotation, biological process: phosphatidylinositol dephosphorylation.